Messenger RNA from Brassica oleracea var. oleracea, 912 nucleotides. RefSeq lists its product as uncharacterized. Lineage: Eukaryota; Viridiplantae; Streptophyta; Magnoliopsida; Brassicales; Brassicaceae. Bases 1 to 912 code for a protein of 303 amino acids. The transcript has a single exon. The record is from RefSeq and is a predicted model, not a curated record.
AUGGACCUGAGACCUCUUGCUCGCCCUUUUCUAUCAUGUUUCAUACAGUCGGGAGAAACGGCGUUGUUUUGGCACGACAACUGGACCGGGUUGGGUCCCUUGAUCGAGAUAACCGGAGCAAACGGUCCGCAAGUUUCAGGUAUAGCUUUGUCAAGUGUGGUGUCUCAGGCUAUUUUCGAAGGGGAGUGGACCGUGACGAGAGGCCGUCACAGAGUCAUUCAGUUGCUGCGUGCGUGCCUGCCUGCUCAACCUCCUACACUUAUACAUGGUUCAGACGAUUACUUUUUAUGGAGAACUUCUGCUGAUACUGUACCUAGCCAAUUCUCAGCUUCUAGAACGUGGAAGGCGUUGCAUCCUACACCAGCAACGGUGCCGUGGUAUAGCUCAAUUUGGUUCAAAUCUGGAAUUCCAAAGCACGCUUUCCAUGCUUGGGUCUCGGUCCGAGGUAGGCUACCAACACGAGAUAGACUUCUAAAUUGGGGAAUGAGUGUUCCCUCCACAUGUCUGCUCUGCGGUUUAGCUGAUGAAUCAAGAGACCACAUAUAUUUCUCUUGUUCUUAUUCUAGGUCAGUAUGGGAUUCUUUCUUUACUCAAACAAGUUUUAAUCAGCCAUAUACUUUCAGUGAGGUCAUCAGGUGGGUUCAUCACUCUACCCCGCCUGGAAAAAUAAGAACAAUUUGCAAAUUGGUUACGCAAGCCGUUUUCUAUGCUAUAUGGAAUGAGAGGAACAAAAGAUUGCAUACUUCAGUGGCAAGGCACCCUCAGCUUAUUAUAAGAGAGAUUCAAAUCAUUCUAAAAGCCAAAUUGUAUGGUAUGGAUCAGAAUGUAGGGAACACCAAGAGGAUCAGUUCAGUUCGACCAAACCCAGGGGACAGAUAUCUUCACUUAUGGUUCCAGAUCUUUCCAUCAUGA